Fusarium odoratissimum NRRL 54006 is the source of this 3054-nucleotide messenger RNA. RefSeq lists its product as uncharacterized. Gene Ontology annotation, biological process: long-chain fatty acid import into peroxisome; fatty acid beta-oxidation; peroxisome organization. Bases 292 to 2724 code for a protein of 810 amino acids. Gene Ontology annotation, molecular function: ATP hydrolysis activity; ABC-type transporter activity; long-chain fatty acid transmembrane transporter activity. The record is from RefSeq and is a predicted model, not a curated record. The transcript is spliced from 4 exons. NCBI's taxonomy places the organism in Eukaryota, Fungi, Ascomycota, Sordariomycetes, Hypocreales, Nectriaceae. Gene Ontology annotation, cellular component: peroxisomal membrane.
AUGUGCCACUUGCCUCGGAUACCCGUAUUUCACAUGCUCAUGACAACUUUUGAUACAAGUCAGCCUCAACCAUAUUUGGACUUAGCAAAGAUAUUCAUACAACCACGUUUUUUAAUCUCUGCCGUCGAAACCUUCACAUUCCACGCGAUACACUAAUGGACACAUAAAGAAAGCGCAUUUGAGCCUCGUAGAGACUCGGUUGUUGUGGGGAAGCUUCUCCAACGACAAUAUACAGCAUUCAGCGUCAUCACCAAACAUUGCAUCCCACCUCGCCAUCGGAUACUGUCUCUCAUGGCUGCGCAAUCAACGCUGCGGCAUACUGCUGCCGAGGAGCAGCUAGCCGCCUUCCUCGAUAAAUGGACUGGCAAGAUAAAGACAAGGUUGCGCGGAACGACUCGCACGACUCGUCUACUCGCGACAUUGGCCCUUGCUAUCUCAAUUAUCCUCGGAGGAGUUGGAGGGCGUCGAUGGUGGAAGAACCGACGGCAUGAGCGUGAACAGGGUCGGAAACUUGUGCGCACAAACUCCUGGCUUCACAACAAGGACGGAUCGCGUACCAUUUACGUUCCAUACAAGGAUGGCACAUCCAAGGUGGUCAUCAACACAACCAAGCCACUCACUUUCGACGCCCAUCGUCGUUUGUUCCUAAACCCCCCUCGGGUAUCUGGACUCCGGGAGGGAACUGUACCAGCAGCGCAAACGAAGCCAGGCCUCAACAUUGCUUUCUUGCACCAAUUCCUCAGUCUCAUGAGCAUCAUGAUACCCAGAUGGUCUAGCAAGGAAGCUGGGUUGCUUGUUAGUCAUGGUGUGUUCUUGAUGCUAAGAACGUAUCUCUCACUUGUUGUCGCCCGUCUGGAUGGUGAGAUUGUACGUGAUUUGGUGGCUGGAAACGGAAAGGCGUUCCUUUGGGGUAUUCUCAAGUGGUGCGGCCUUGGAGGGUUUGCCUCAUAUACCAAUGCCAUGAUUAAGUUCCUGGAGUCAAAGGUUUCUAUUGCCUUCCGCACGCGACUUACACGCUACAUCCAUGACCUUUACCUCAACGAUAACCUUAACUACUACAAGCUGUCUAACCUCGACGGUGGUGUUGGCCAAAGCGCCGAUCAGUUCAUCACUCAAGAUCUGACUCUGUUCUGUGCGGCUGCAGCCAACAUCUACUCAUCGCUCGGCAAACCUUUCGUCGACCUGUGCGUUUUCAAUUAUCAGCUUUACCGAUCGCUGGGGCCUCUUGCCCUCACUGGCCUCAUGAGCAACUACUUCUUGACUGCUAGCAUCCUUCGAAGACUUUCGCCACCAUUUGGCAAGCUAAAGGCAGUUGAAGGCCGAAAAGAGGGUGAUUUCCGAAGUUUACAUGCCCGCUUGAUCGCAAACGCCGAAGAGGUUGCCUUUUAUGGCGGCGCAGAUACUGAAAAGACCUUUUUGAACCGCGAGUUCAAGUCAUUGAAGACUUGGAUGGAGGGUAUUUACAUGCUGAAGAUCCGCUAUAACAUUCUGGAAGACUUCAUCCUCAAGUAUAGUUGGAGUGCAUACGGAUAUUUGUUGGCGUCGCUUCCCGUCUUCCUGCCACAAUGGGGCGGCGUUGGCGGUCGGGCUGAGAUGGUCGAGAAUGGUGUACGCGGAGGCCGAGAGCGAAACCGCAUGAAGGAUUUUAUCACCAACAAGAGGCUUAUGCUCUCACUCGCCGAUGCAGGUGGUCGUAUGAUGUACUCUAUUAAGGACCUUUCAGAACUGGCAGGCUAUACUAGCCGUGUGUACACACUCAUCUCGACAUUGCACCGGGUACAUGCCGACGCCUACCACGUUCGGGCUGGCCAAAGCGAACUAUACUCAUUGUCUGAUGUUUCAGGAACAAUCCAGAAGGGAUUUGACGGUGUUAGAUUCGAGCAUGUUCCAGUUGUGGCUCCUGGUCUGUGGCCUCAAGGAGGCGAGGAGUUGCUCGAGUCAUUAUCCAUCAUCGUGCGAAGGGGUGAACAUCUAUUAAUUUCUGGACCAAAUGGCGUGGGUAAAACUGCUAUUGCAAGAAUCCUGGCAGGCUUAUGGCCAGUCUACCGUGGCCUAGUCAGUCGUCCCAAGGAUAUCGGCCAGGACGGCAUCAUGUUCCUCCCCCAGCGACCUUAUCUGAGCCCCGGAACACUCCGUGACCAAGUCAUCUAUCCAGAUGGCCACGUGGAUAUGAAGGAGAAGCGCAAGUCCGAAGAUGACCUCAAGAGCGUCCUGGACGCUGCGCGACUCGGAUACCUCCCUGACAGAGAGGGUGGAUGGGAUACGCGAAAGGAAUGGAAGGAUGUUCUCAGCGGAGGCGAGAAGCAGCGCAUGGGUUUUGCCCGUGUGCUCUACCACGAGCCACAAUAUGCGAUCGUGGAUGAGGGCACCAGCGCUGUUUCGAGCGACGUAGAGGGUCUGCUGUAUGAAACAUGCAAGGAGAGAGGCAUCACACUCAUUACCAUCUCAACACGUGCAUCCCUCAAGAAGUAUCACACGUAUAACUUGGUCCUCGGUAUGGGCGACCAGGGAGAUGAGUGGGAAUUCGAGCGAAUUGGCACCGAGCGUGAGAAAAUGCAGGUCGAGAAGGAGUUGCAAGACCUCCGUGAGCGGCUGGAGCAAGUCGAUGAGUGGAAGAAGCGCCGAGAUGAGAUCGAGACUGAGCUCGCAGCGGUCUGGACAGACCAGGGCGAGGUGCUCGAGGCUCCGACACAUGCGGAGAAGGCAGCUGAGGGCCAGGAGUAAGCGAAGGGUGGAUUGAAGGGUUGGCUGAUUGACGUAAGCAGAGAGCAAUACCCCGAGGAGUUCAGAUGAUGGGAUAUUUUGUAUGGCAUGGAGUAGGCAGCGGGACUUGUGUAUCUAUUAUUUCCAGGAUCUACAUAGACGAUCUAUCACUACAGGAGAGCAGAAGUUGGCUGAUGUGACGUUGGACAGGUAGAGCAAGGGAUAGACUCAAGGGUUAUAAACCGUCAAAGAUAGACCACACCUGGAUACAUAGGACCAUUUUUAUUGUCGGCCCUCAACGUGCAGGAGUGAGAUGGAAUUCUAGAUCAAAUAAAGAUAAAUGCAGUUCCG